Molecule: messenger RNA, 1221 nt
Organism: Amaranthus tricolor (Joseph's coat)
Lineage: Eukaryota; Viridiplantae; Streptophyta; Magnoliopsida; Caryophyllales; Amaranthaceae
Product: protein MAINTENANCE OF MERISTEMS-like
Exons: 5
Coding region: 1-1221 (406 amino acids)
Biological process (GO): meristem development; meristem maintenance
Source: RefSeq, a predicted model, not a curated record
AUGUUCAAGUACAUAGUAAUUAGGAGGCAGUAUGUAUACAUAUUUAUAGUAACCUUUAAUCAUAACAUAGUAUCAUGUUACAAGAGUAUGUUCCAAGGUCCUGAGCCUGCCCCAUUGGACUGGACUAUAGUUCGUGGCCCCGAAGGCAGAUUUGCCCGUGGCGGCCCUAGUUCUUCCGCCGCAUCUGAGCGUGCAGGAGGAAGUUUUGUCGAUAAUGAUCCGCCACGGGGCAGGCCCUCACAGUCGCAUGCCUUGGAUACCCAGACCACAGCGUACUACAUGGCUGUCAUCGGCUCUACCUUGUUGGCGGAUAAGACCAGGACUGGCAUGCGACCUCACCCGAUAGUUGUCGUCAACGACGAUGAACAGGACGUAGCUUGGGGUGCGGUGACUUUGGCGUUCUUGUACAGGCAGCUCGGAAUGGCAUCUAGGGCUGGUUGCAAGACCAUUGCUGGAUGCCUCACAUUGCUCCAGACAUGGAUCUAUGAGUACUUCCCUGCUUUCCGCCCUCAUCCUCGCCGAGAUGAUGUGCCAAACACGACUAGGGCGGAGAUGUGGACGCCGAAGAAAGUAGGUCGUGAGCUGGACAGGUUGAUAUCAUUCCGCAAGGUUCUGGACUCAAUGACAGAGACUCAGGUUGAAUGGACUCCCUACAAUUGUGGAGCUGCUGCGUUGCUGAAUGAGCACCCACGCACCACAGUCAUCGGGGGUAUCACCUGCUUUGAUGUUGUGGAGGUGUAUUUGCCGGAGCGGGCAUUGCGACAGAUUGGGUUCGUGCAGUCUAUUCCUCCAGCUCCUAUGAGACCAGCCAAGGCUCUUCGACCGGCACACGGAACCUACUCCGUGACCUUUCCUUCUUCUGCUGCUGCAUUUGUGGAGGCGUGGAGUAGGUUCCCCUACAGUGGCCGCCUUGUUGAGCAGGGACUUCGACGGGCUAAUGUUCCUUCAGAGACUGAACCUAAUUACGUUGAAUGGUUCAGAGUUUGCUCGCACCCGUACAUAUCCCGAGACGAAUUGCUGGCUUCCGGUCCUGGUCCUGGUCAGAGCAGAUGUGAUUACUUCGCGAAAGAAUGGGCCAGUCGAUUCUGUCCAGUGGCAAGACUACCUACGCGGCUUGCGGAUUUGAACUCCCGUCAACGACAUGCGUUAGAAAUAUACCUUAAUGAUUGUAGAGAAUUAUAUGAUCAAUGGCAAACUGAUCAAGGGCAAGGCCCUGAAUAG